Messenger RNA from Triplophysa dalaica, 1329 nucleotides. It is a transcript of the gene plex9.2, whose product is annotated as PML-like exon 9.2. The record is from RefSeq and is a predicted model, not a curated record. The transcript has 2 exons. Gene Ontology annotation, molecular function: 3'-5'-DNA exonuclease activity; nucleic acid binding. Bases 530 to 1171 code for a protein of 213 amino acids. Gene Ontology annotation, biological process: DNA catabolic process. Lineage: Eukaryota; Metazoa; Chordata; Actinopteri; Cypriniformes; Nemacheilidae. Gene Ontology annotation, cellular component: cytoplasm.
GUGCCGAACGCAUAGAUAUGUUAAUGUAUAAAUAAUUUUGAUUCAAAAGUCAUAUAAAAAAUAACCUGCCGAACAUACACUGAAUGUUUGUUUGUAGAUUAGGGUUAAGGUUAGAUUUCUUAAUAUCCACUAAAAAUAAUCACCACCGACACGCACUGUGAAGAAGCGAGGGGACGUAAAGUGUGUGUUAUAUGAUCAACACUAAAUUAUAAUCUUGUCGACAUACACAUGCGCACGUUAUAAUCUUUCAUGAAUAAACCCCGCGAUUAUGACAAAAAAAUGAACCCGAUCAUGGGAUUUUAUUGGAACUGAACGUGUGAACACGCCCUAAAAACUAAAAAGAAAAUAAAUUAACUAAUUUUUAACAAUGAAUGUACUGGUCCAGUCCACCAGAUGGCGCUGUUGAAUGAUAUGAAUCGGUCCAUGUCUGUGACGUUGAAUGCCAAACCACGUCCAAUCGUGACGUUACUUAAUAUUCAUAAGACGCUGCCUGUGAUUGGUUUGCUCGCGUUUAACUUUUCUCAUAUUCAUGACGCGCAUGCGCCAUAGACACAACACACGAGAAUCCGACGCAGUGAAGAUGUCACAGCCUGCAGUGUGUACUGUUGUGUUCUUUGAUUUAGAAACCACUGGCCUCGAUCUCUCGUGUGAUAUCGUCCAGCUGGCUGCAGUCUGUGGACAUCACACCUUGAAUCUCUUCAUGGUUCCUCGAUGCCCCAUUCAGCCCGGGGCGUCCCGAGUGACGGGCUUCCGGGUGAGACGACGCCGUCUGUUUCUGCGCGGCAGGCCCGUGCUCACGAACUCUCUGCGCGAGUCUCUGGUGUCCUUCAUCACCUUCAUUCACACGCUGGGUCGGCCUCUGCUGGCGGGUCACAACAUCCGCAGGUUCGACUGUCACGUUUUGGCUCGAGCUCUGGAUGAGUUCAGUCUCCGGGCAGAUUUUCAGAGAGGAGUUUCAGGAUUUGUGGACACUCUUCCUUUGGCCCGACAGCUUCUGAAAGACCGCGGACUGAAGAGCUUCACGCAGGAGAAUCUGGUGAAGAACCUGCUGGGCGUUUCGUACGCGGCUCAUGACGCUCUAGAGGACGUGCGGGCCCUUCAGAAACUCUACCGGGCCCUGACACCUACAGCCAAUCACAUUCAAAGACACGUGUUUACUCUGGACUCAUAGGUCACGGCAGGUGUCAGUCAAACAUCAGAUUUAUCAGAGCGUUUUAAAUCAGCUGUGAACGUCACAGAUGAACGUCACACCCCCGUCAGUUCGUCGUCUAGAGUUUGAAUAUCAUUUUAAAGCGUAUUUCUGUUCUUUAAUAAACACAUUGAUAUGGA